AUGUCGGCGCUUCCGAAAUUUUUUAGAGCUUUCGCCGAAAUAUCCGACAUUGCGCUUGGACUGCGCACCGUCUUGGUGGAGGCUCGAGCAGCUUGCACACGCCUGCGGCUCAGUCAUGAGUCGAACGACAUCUUAUCGCCGUUCCUCUUCUGCGUUCUGCCAUCACUCUCACAACCACCAUCAAGUCGGAACCACGCAUUCCUCAUCUACAUCAAAUCCAGCAUGGCUGCACAGUCGAUCCAGCCCACUGGCGCUGGCGCAGCAGAGAAGAUGGUCAACUCCUGCAUGGCCGUCACUUGUGACAAGUGCGGUAAAACUACCUGGCGCGGAUGUGGCCGCCACAUCGACGCCGUCUUUGCCAACGUACCCCCCGAGCAACGCUGCACCUGCCCACGAUCCUGA
Pseudozyma hubeiensis SY62 is the source of this 402-nucleotide messenger RNA. RefSeq lists its product as hypothetical. The transcript is spliced from 2 exons. Bases 1 to 402 code for a protein of 133 amino acids. NCBI's taxonomy places the organism in Eukaryota, Fungi, Basidiomycota, Ustilaginomycetes, Ustilaginales, Ustilaginaceae. The record is from RefSeq and is a predicted model, not a curated record.